Messenger RNA from Colletotrichum orchidophilum, 534 nucleotides. Its product is annotated as mitochondrial DNA replication protein YHM2. Gene Ontology annotation, molecular function: tricarboxylate secondary active transmembrane transporter activity. NCBI's taxonomy places the organism in Eukaryota, Fungi, Ascomycota, Sordariomycetes, Glomerellales, Glomerellaceae. The transcript is spliced from 2 exons. Gene Ontology annotation, cellular component: mitochondrion. The record is from RefSeq and is a predicted model, not a curated record. Gene Ontology annotation, biological process: mitochondrial citrate transmembrane transport; alpha-ketoglutarate transport. The annotation marks the transcript as partial.
UACCAAGGCUUGAUCCCGUGGGCCUGGAUCGAGGCUUCGACCAAGGGCGCAGUGCUGCUCUUCGUCGCCUCCGAGGCCGAGUACUACGCGCGGAGUGCGGUGCUAGUGACGUUUGUGGAUAUCUACGGACGUGAGGGCCUGCGCGAGAUCAACAAGGGCGUUCAUGCCGUUGCCAUCCGCCAAAUGACGAACUGGGGCACGCGCUUCGGCCUGAGCCGCCUUGCAGAGCAGGGCAUCCGCAAAGUCACGCACGAGGAAGACGGCGACGGCGACAAGUUGAGCGCGGUAGAGAAAACCACAGCGUCGGCUUUGGGUGGUGCUCUCUCAGGCUGGAAUCUGCCAAUCGAGGUCAUCCACGUCGAGAUGCAGAGCAAAAAGGAAUACCCUGACCGUCCUAGGAAGAUGACGGUGGGCAAUGCGUUUAGGUAUAUCUACCAGACGAACGGCCUCAGGGGCCUUUACCGCGGGGUUACGCCCCGCAUCGGCCUCAGUAUGUGGCAGACAGUGUGUAUGGUGGCUAUGGGCGACAUGUAA